Archocentrus centrarchus (flier cichlid) is the source of this 3470-nucleotide messenger RNA. RefSeq names its product 5'-nucleotidase, ecto (CD73) (gene nt5e). The record is from RefSeq and is a predicted model, not a curated record. The transcript has 9 exons. Gene Ontology annotation, biological process: AMP catabolic process. Lineage: Eukaryota; Metazoa; Chordata; Actinopteri; Cichliformes; Cichlidae. The coding region runs from base 243 to 2000 and encodes 585 amino acids. Gene Ontology annotation, molecular function: 5'-nucleotidase activity; metal ion binding; nucleotide binding. Gene Ontology annotation, cellular component: plasma membrane.
UGCCUUUUACGUAUCGUGGAGCUCUUUGCUCUCCUUUUGGGCUGAAAGGUGAUCGUUUCUUUAGGCUUUUAUCCAGCGACAGAGGAGCACCGAAACAACCCAGAGACUGCAGCCUGUAACUCUCCUCCUCCCUCGUUUAAUUUACAGGCCAGCAUGUGUUAGAGGAAUUUGGGGCGGGGAGGAGGAGACCAACGAGUGCCACCGACCCCCGGUUUUCUCCGGCACUGUUUUUGCGCACAGCGAUGGAAGCGCUGCGCUGCGAGCGGCGCGGUCAGACGCGGCUUUGCCUCCUCUUUUUCGUCCUCCUGCUGGGAUUCUUCGCGUCCGCAUCGGCGGUCUGGGACCUGGUUCUUCUCCACACCAACGACGUGCACGCCCGGGUGGAGGAGACCAGCGUGCACUCCGGGAAAUGUGGCAGAAACGAAAAGUGCUUUGCCGGCGUCGCCCGGAGAGCCGCGGAGAUCCAGAGGAUCCGCAGCACCGAGAGGAACGUGCUCCUCCUGGACGCCGGAGACCAGUUUCAGGGCACCGUGUGGUUCAAUUACUACAAGGGAGCCGAGGCAGCACACUUCAUGAACAAGCUGCGCUACGAUGCCAUGGUUUUUGGAAACCACGAGUUUGAUAAUGGAGUGAAAGGACUCAUGAGACCGUUCCUGGAGCAGAUCAAGUGUCCCAUUCUCAGCGCUAACAUCAAAGCAGACCACACUCUGAACUCAACGUUCGGCAUUACGUACUUACCUUAUAAGAUAUUUACUAUUGGUGCGCAGAAGGUGGGCGUGGUGGGGUACACCUCACGGGAAACAUCGGCUCUCUCCAGACCAGGACCUCACCUGCAGUUCCUGGACGAGGUGACUGCCCUUCAGGAGCAGGUGAACAAACUUCACACUCUGGGGAUCAGUAAGAUCAUCGCUCUGGGCCACUCGGGCUUCACUGUGGAUCAGCAGAUCGCCAGGAAGGUCCGCGGGGUCGACGUCGUCAUCGGCGGACACACCAAUACCUUCCUCUAUACAGGAAUCCCUCCUUCUACUGAAAUCCCCGCCGGUUCUUAUCCCUUCAUGGUGACCUCAGAGGAUGGGCGGCAGGUUCCUGUGGUGCAGGCCUACGCUUUUGGAAAAUAUCUGGGUUACCUGAAGGUCACCUUUGAUGAUGCUGGGAAUGUGGUGAAGUCAGCUGGAAACCCCAUCCUGCUGGAUAGCAGCAUCACACAGGAUCCAGAGGUGCUGGCUGAUGUGGAGGAAUGGAAGAAGAAUCUGGCCAACUACUCGGCUCAGGUGGUGGGACAGACUCUGGUCUUCCUGAACGGGUCGACUCAGGAUUGCCGCUUUCAGGAAUGCAACCUGGGAAACCUCAUCUGCGACGCCAUGCUCAACAAUUACAUCAGGUUCCCAGAUGAUGUCCAGUGGAACCACGUCAGUGCCUGCAUCAUCAAUGGAGGAGGCAUUCGGACAUCUAUCGAUGAACGCACCAGGAACGGUUCAAUCACAAUGGAGGACCUGAUCUCCGUCUUACCCUUCGGGGGAACCUUCGACCUGGUGGAGCUGAAAGGCUCCACGCUGAGGAAAGCUUUCGAACACUCGGUCAAACGACACGGCCUGAGCACCGGAGAGUUCCUACAAGUGUCUGGAUUUCAUGUAGAAUUCGACCUCUCCAAACCUCCACAUCAUCGCAUCAGGAGCCUCAGCAUCCUCUGCACAAAAUGCCGUGUUCCUCACUUCGAACCGGUCCAGGAUGAGACGGUUUACAGGGUUGUGCUGCCGUCCUACCUGGUGAGAGGUGGAGACGGGUUCUCGAUGAUCAGAGAUGAGAUCCUCAAACACAACAGCGGAGAUUUGGACAUUUCAGUCGUGGCAAAUUACAUCGCCCAAAGAAAGCGAGUUUAUCCGUCUGUCGAAGGACGAAUCAAGAUCUACAACUCAGCCUCUGGGCUUCAGGAGCAAACGGCUUCCCUGAUUUUUAUGGUUUCACUGGUACUUCUCUGGAGUUUAUGUGGGAAUGUGUAACUGCCAAACGGAUAUUAAUAUAUCUUUUAUUUUUUACUGUUUUUUUAAUGGCUGUAUGACCAUAAAGAAUUAAAAUAACACCCAGAUUUAGUCCUGCAAGACUGAAACUCUUGCUUCAUAAAACACUGAAACAAUUAAAGAAGCUCUGUCAGCAUCUUUGAGCUCCAUCUGGAACCAGUUUGGACAGAAAAAGCAGCCAAAAGCUGAAACGAGAGGAAAACGAAAUACUGCAGUUUCUCCAUUAACCACUCGAAGCUUAAAAUGCUGUUCAGAAGAAAACGUUAGAAAUGCCCUUCGUGUGUAGCUGCAGUUCUUAUCUUCUGAGAAAGUGUAAAAAGAAUCCAGCGCCUCCCAGGCUCCACAUCCCUCCUGUUUGAUGGAUUUAAGCUGCACUGAGGUCCUUCAACUUUAAAUGUUAGCCAGAUAACUGCUUGUUGUGGCAGAUGCACAUUUGGGCAGUGAAAGGUGUUUCUGCGGUUUCCUAAUAAACGUCUGGUAAAAACUGAGUGUUGCUGUGAUUUUUUUCCCUUUUAGCUGGUGGACAGCAGUGCAGUCUCUCACCUUUGACCUGUCCUUCCACCUCAGACCCUCAGCUGCACUUUAAUGCAGACAAAGUCAUUAAAGCAGAACAGCAACAUUCAGAUGCUCUAAAGAGCUCAUUUCCAUCAUGUGGGAGUAAAGCGGAGGCCUUCCUGGCUGCCAGUUUACUUUGUUUUCCGAUCCUGGCUGCGAUCCCUUUCAUUUCUCUGUUGCUUCAACUUCCAGAAAAUUUUCUUUGGAAGCCAAAUUUUCACAUUAGUAGGAAAUUAUUUUAGGACGAUGACCGCAGAGAGUAAAAGAAACAAAGCGGCUCUUUUAAAGUAUUAUUAUAGGUAUUUAAUGACCAAAACACGGCCUCGAAUUUAAAUAUGUGGAGUAGCAAACAGUUGUAGGUCUGACUGUGGGUGUUGCGUGUCAUGCAGCUUUAUUUGAUGCUUCCUGCAGAAGUGCUGCAGCUGCUGCUGAUGAGUCCACUCAUCUGAAACCUGAAGUUUACAGAUCCUUAAAGAGCUCAGCGACGGCUCCUCACUGCAGUGAUUUAGGCUGUUUGCAUGAAGGGCAGCAAAUUUAAGACUCAUCCGUCCAGUUAUACUCACAUUUAUUUCUGCACAUAAAUAAACAAAAAUGUUUGUAAAGCUUUAGAAAAUGUUGCAGUGAACACUGCUCUGAACCUGUCAAUUCUUAAAUGCAGCCUGAGGAAAGACCUUUGCUUUUUAUUGGCACUCAUGCAACAUGUUUCAGUGACUUUAUCUCAUAUGUGCUAAUAAACCAGCUGGUUAAUGUAACCUAUGAAUAACACAGCUGUAAAGAAACUGCACAUAUUUCCCCGCAUAACAAAAACUUUACAGAAACCGGGCAGAGAAAAGCUCAAGAGCAUGAAAACAAGGAAAUGUAUGUUUGGCUAAUUAUUCCUUUGUAACGAUGCUUCUU